Messenger RNA from Nothobranchius furzeri (turquoise killifish), 3013 nucleotides. The record is from RefSeq and is a predicted model, not a curated record. NCBI's taxonomy places the organism in Eukaryota, Metazoa, Chordata, Actinopteri, Cyprinodontiformes, Nothobranchiidae.
UCUCUCUGCUGGCAGCUCAAUCGACUCCCACAUGUUUAGUGGCAAGUACCUUCAAAUCCGAAUUAAAUGUUCUCCAUGUUUCUCACGAAAUGAUAUAAACACAUUUCUUACUGAGUGUUGUGAGUUCAAUCAAAAAUCAGUUGUCGCCUAGCUAAGUUAUUAGUUUUGACCAAUUACUGUUGAAAUCGUUUUUGGUGCUUGUUUGAUCGUUAUUUUAUUUUCCAUCCUGUAGUUGUCACUUCUUGCUUAAUUAACGCUGUUAAGAAUAGCGGAGGACGCAGUCAAUCCAGUACAGGUGAAAAUCAAACCUUCCACAGACAGAGGUAGGUAACCUACUGACUGGUACAGCCUGUCGGUCGGACUCGUUUGGAGUGUGACAUGCGCACAUGAGACCAGCAGCAGCAGCAGCACCAGUAACCUGCCGUCCGAAACCAACACGCCGUGAAGACAGAGACCGCGAGACACCUCUGCAGCCACGGGGAUGUAACCGAUAGAGACGGGCUCGGGCCUAUCAGCCGGGCGGAGAAUGCCGCAGCAAGUGAACACAUCAUCGGCGGUGGAUCACGAUUGUGACCCGUUCGCUCUCAGAUCUGUCUCGCGCUUCACCACAGAGUCGUGAUUGUUGUGUUCGUGCUUUUGUUUUAUUUCCAAGAGGAUCGGAAGAAUAUCGCCCUGGAAGCAUGCCACUUCCUUCCCACAGCUUCCAGUCCAACGGUACUCUCUCUGAAACAAGCAUGGGUUCCUUUAAGAGGAGAAAAAGGAAAUCCAUCAUCGUGACGGUGAUGCUGCUCAUUGUUUCUGUUCUCAUUCUCAUCUUUGGCCUGGCAGCGACCACCAGGACACAGAACAUCACCGUGGGAGGCUACUACCCCGGACUCAUUCUGGGCUUUGGAUCUUUCCUGGGAAUUAUUGGCGCUCAUUUGAUAGAAAACAAGAGGCAGAUGCUAGUGGCAUCUAUUGUCUUUAUCAGCUUUGGCGUGGUGGCGGCCUUCUGCUGCGCUAUUGUUGAUGGGGUUUUUGCUGCAAGGCACAUUGACCUCAGGCCCGUGUACGCUGGUCGCUGCGACUAUCACUCCAGUGAAAGUGCAUCUGACCUAGACGUGGUGUGUCAGACGUCGCGCUCCUCCUGUAACCUGCAUGUGAAGAGCAGCACCUGCUACUGCUGCGAACUCUUCAACUGCGGGAAAGAACAUCCUCUUAUGGGACUUCAGAAUAAAGAUGUUUUGAAAAAGUUUAGGAAAUCAUCCAUGAUUUGGAAGCCUAGCCGAGCUGAGGUGAUGGGAGGCUACCAUGAAUACACAGAUGUGAAAAGCUGCCAGGACGUGGUGCACCUUUACCACCUGCUGUGGUCCGCUACCAUCCUCAACGUCGUGGCCCUCUUUCUGGGCAUCAUUACUGCUGCUGUCCUUGGAGGCUUCAAGGACAUGACGCCCUCUCCUGCAUCAGAGAACACAUCUGAACCAGAGGCCAUGGCUGCUCCAGUCCACUCGAUGCUUCCUCCACCCACCACUUCGCUCAACUCCUACCACAAUGCUGCCCCCUGCCUGCCACCUUACACUGCAUAUGACCUGCAGGGCUCUUACAUGUUCCCAGAUUCUUCGGGUCUCUCGGAUGACUCCCAGUCUGGAGCCAGCCACUUAUGGCCCACCAUGAUUCCCCCUCGCUACUCUCCUCCUCAUGACCACCCGGAUGAAAAACCCCCACCAUACAGCCCAUAAGACGGCUAAGAGAGACGAGGACAACACCUGGGACGUUAUCAGGUGCUGGAUGUCACUGAGGGAGAGGUUCCCUCAGCCUCUGUGGGCUUUUCUUCACAACCAUACAGAGGGAUGCUGAAGAAAAGUAACUGAGGAAGAGGAGUGUGGCUAAAGCAGUCCGAUUCAGGGAGCGAGGGCUUCCUGGGCACCACUCACAUACACCUGUGGAGAGACAACCUGCUCAGCAUCAGGAUUGUUUACACAUGAAUCUGCCUUAAUGCAUCACUCAUUCACUUAGACUUAACUCUGUACGGAAACUCUCCUGCAGCUCAUUCGUUACAUUUCAUGGAACCGGGAAACGUUUCAAGCUACAAGUGGAACAGAAGACCCUUUCCUCUCUGAAUACGCAGAACAACUUAUAUAAAGUUAAAGCUUUGCCUAACCAGUCAUUUCUUUAGCAGAUUAGUGCUGCAGAACAUGAUUAAAGGGACACUAGCUGUACUUGUAGCUCUCCGCAUCUGUGCAGCAGUAUGUUAUAGUUAGGCCCAAGUGGAAAACAAAACUAGAUCAUUAAUAUUCGUUUAUUCUAAGGUGGGCAUAGCUGGUCAGGAGAAACAAACUUUUGUACCUACAGAAGUUCCUGAAGAGUUUUAAACUGUUUCCACGGCAACACCCAUGUUGUCAGUAUUGCUUCUAAGAGCUGAAAUGUGUCAUCUCUGACAGGAACAAGCACCUUUUCAUUUCAGCACCUCCGUCAUUGUGUUGUUGAAGCCUGUUUUCUGGGAUGUUAGCCCAGAACCAGUUCUCUGGUUUUACCGUGAUUGUGUUUAGGGAAUGAAACCACCCCGUCUGAUGGUCCCGCGACUUUGAACCUAAUAUUAUGGUUUCAGGUGGAAAAGAGUUAAGCUAACCUUUUAAAUGAGUCAUGACGCACAGCUGCCUGGUUUGUGUUCCGUGCAGUAAAUCAGAGGGCUCUGCCUUACAUUUAGUGUGUUCAGACUUUUUCAAUAAGGACUGAUAAGUCAGAGUGUUUAGGGGAACCUUUGAGAAAACGGAAAGUACACACCCAGAUAAAGUUAACUGGACCAAAAAGGAUGGACAUGUUCAAGGCUAGAAGAGCCUUCGGUGCUUUAGUCCCACUGAAUUCAUGCAAAUGGAAGUUUUAUUGCCUUCAUGAGUAAAUAAAAUAAGUGUUUAUGUAAUGGUAGGAGAUGUGUUCAAAUGCUACGAUAAUUUAUUUGCUGGCAUUUAUGAAAAAUAAAUGGACUUUGAUUUGGUUUAAUGCUGAAACACACCAAAUAAAUGAGUGUCACGUG